AUGAGUCAUGUCCUGGGCCUGCAGUUGAUGAGGGAAGCGCCGCCUCUCCUAGGGCCCCUUCUCUCCCCCUUUCCUCCCGCUGGUUCCUGGCGCAGCCAGAUGCUGCGCAGCGAUCCCUUCACCAGUUCGGCGGGGGCGCCCCACAAGGACGCAGGCAAGAUGAACAUUCUGGCGCCGGUGCGGAGGGACCGCGUCCUGACGGAGCUGCCCCAGUGCCUGAGGAAGGAGGCCGCUUUGCACGUGCACAAAGACUUCCAGCCCCGCGUCACCUGCGCCUGCCAGGAGCACAGGACAGGCACCGUGGGAUUUAAGAUCUCCAAGGUCAUUGUGGUGGGCGACCUGUCAGUGGGGAAGACUUGUCUCAUUAAUAGGUUCUGCAAAGACACCUUUGAUAAGAACUACAAGGCCACCAUCGGAGUGGACUUUGAGAUGGAACGAUUUGAGGUGCUGGGCGUCCCGUUCAGUCUGCAGCUCUGGGACACUGCUGGACAGGAGAGGUUCAAGUGCAUCGCAUCAACCUACUACCGAGGAGCUCAAGCCAUCAUCAUUGUCUUCAACCUGAAUGAUGUGGCCUCCUUGGAGCAUACCAAGCAGUGGCUGGCUGAUGCGCUCAAGGAGAACGACCCUUCCAGCGUGCUUCUCUUCCUCGUGGGUUCCAAGAAGGACCUGAGUACUCCCGCUCAGUAUAUACUGAUGGAGAAAGACGCACUCAAGGUGGCCCAAGAGAUGAAGGCCGAGUAUUGGGCAGUCUCAUCCCUUACUGGUGAAAAUGUCCGGGAGUUCUUCUUUCGUGUGGCGGCGCUGACCUUUGAGGUCAAUGUGCUGGCUGAGCUGGAGAAAUCGGGAUCCCGGCGCAUAGGGGAUGUUGUCCGCAUCAACAGUGAUGACAGCAACCUCUACCUAACUGCCAGCAAGAAAAAGCCCACGUGUUGCCCGUGAUGGGUAAGGGACUGUCCAGAGACUGCCCGCCCCAGGGCACUGUGCCACCUUGACUCCCCCAGAAUUCAACCCCAGGACAUUUGCACUGACUGUUUUUCCAGACCAAAGAGCUGCCUCUUGGUGGCAGUAUUCCUGGAGAGGUACUUGGGACCAUGCUAGUCACUUCCUGCCCCCAGGCACUGUGUCAAAACCUGGAUGCCCCUCUCUCUCCAAGGUGCCCAGUGUGGGGAGGUAAGAGGGCCCUGCUGCUCUUACUCAGCCGCUGGGCCCUCUAGGUUUCAGGAUGCUUAAUGGUCCUAGUCUCACACUAUGCCUUAUGCAUUAAAAUUUCUGUCAUUAGCA
Messenger RNA from Dama dama (fallow deer), 1281 nucleotides. RefSeq names its product RAB34, member RAS oncogene family (gene RAB34). Gene Ontology annotation, biological process: phagosome-lysosome fusion; endocytosis. Lineage: Eukaryota; Metazoa; Chordata; Mammalia; Artiodactyla; Cervidae. The record is from RefSeq and is a predicted model, not a curated record. Gene Ontology annotation, molecular function: GTP binding; GTPase activity.